AGAGCUGGACAUCCGGCUUGGGAGCGGGCACCUUCGCUUUGCGCGCGACCAAAGAGCGAUUUAAAAAUGGGUGAUGUUGAGAAAGGCAAGAAGAUUUUUGUUCAGAAGUGUGCCCAGUGCCAUACCAUGGAAAAGGGAGGCAAACACAAGACGGGGCCAAAUCUCCAUGGUUUAUUUGGGCGAAAAACGGGUCAAGCCCCUGGAUUUUCUUACACGGAUGCCAACAAGAACAAAGGCAUCACCUGGGGAGAGGAGACACUGAUGGAGUAUUUGGAGAAUCCCAAGAAGUACAUCCCAGGAACAAAAAUGAUCUUCGCUGGCAUUAAGAAGGCAGGGGAAAGAGCAGACUUGAUAGCUUAUCUCAAAAAAGCUACUAACGAGUAAUAGUUGGCUGUUGCCUUAUUUAUUACAAAACAAAAAUGUCUCACGACUUUUUUAUGUGUACCAUAUUUAAAUUGAUCUCAUACACCAGAAUUCAGAUCAUGAAUGGCUGAUAGAAUAUUUUGGACAGUUCUGAUUUAAAUGAGAUUGGCUUGUGGUUAAAUGAAUAUGAUUGGCUUUUUGAACUUUGAUAGUAAUUCUGGUUCAGCAAGUGCUGUCACUGUUUUCCCCUUCAAAAAAUAUGAUUGGAAUUGAUUAGAUGUUAAGCUUUUCAGAGAUGGUAAAUGCCAUGUCUAAACUUAUAUAGGAGAUUGGUUUUAUAUUUAGAUUUAUAUAACUGGUUAUAUUAAUAUAUUUAAAUACUGAGGAAAUCCAUUAUAUCAGAACAGCAAGACAUCAGCUGUGUUUCAAGUUGUAUUUGUUAGCCUGUUAAAGGCAAGGGCUGAAGAUAAGCUGGCAACGUCCACUUUAUCUUUUUAGUCUUAACUAUGCCAAUUUAAUUAAAAUUCCCUGCAUUUAAAUGUUGCCUUUUGCUUAAUGAAAGGCAUUUUAGUGUGGUUUAUGUAUAAAAUUAAAUAAAGAAUAUUAACACUUCUCACAUUUUACAGUUGAUCUGUUAGGUCAGAUGCUUUUAAAAUUCAGUGUGAUAGGUUAUAGAAGCAGAUUUGGCUUGUGAAUUCUUUACGAAGUUAUCAUUCAAGAUUGUCUUCUCAACAGCUAUUCACAAAUACAACUGUGGAUUUACCAUA
This is a messenger RNA of Hyaena hyaena (striped hyena), 1130 nucleotides long. RefSeq names its product cytochrome c-like. Gene Ontology annotation, biological process: mitochondrial electron transport, ubiquinol to cytochrome c; mitochondrial electron transport, cytochrome c to oxygen. The record is from RefSeq and is a predicted model, not a curated record. Gene Ontology annotation, molecular function: electron transfer activity; heme binding. The coding region runs from base 67 to 384 and encodes 105 amino acids. Gene Ontology annotation, cellular component: mitochondrial intermembrane space. Lineage: Eukaryota; Metazoa; Chordata; Mammalia; Carnivora; Hyaenidae. The transcript has a single exon.